AUGAGGCAUUGGCUUUGUUGCAAUAUCCGGAGCGGUGACGACGACGACAGACAUGAGGUGGAACAUUCCAAAGCUCAGGGGAAUAAGAUAGACGGCAAGCAAAAAUCUUCGAAACCUGCUGAUCAACCUGAGCCAGAUAUUUCCCCUCCUACAAUUGAUGUCCCAGAACUGUCAUUUGAGGACUUGAAAGAAAAGACUGACAAUUUUGGAUCGAGUUCUCUGAUUGGUGAAGGUUCAUACGGACGAGUAUAUCAUGCUACCAUGGAUGAUGGCAGGCAAGCGGCUAUUAAGAAAUUUGAUGCAUCUGAAAAUGAGCCUAACGAUGAAUUUUUGAAACAGGUCUCACUUGUAUCAAGGCUAAAACAUGAAAAUCUUGUGGAGAUGCUGGGCUACUAUGUGGAGGGCAACUAUCGUAUACUGGCAUAUGAAUUUGCAACAAUGGGUUCUCUUCACGAUGUUCUGCAUGGAAGAAAAGGAGUUCAAGGUGCGCAACCUGGCCCCGUGCUUGACUGGAUGCAGAGAGUCAAAAUUGCUAUCGAGGCGGCAAAAGGUAUAGAGUACCUACAUGAGAAGGUUCAGCCUUCAAUCAUCCAUCGGGACAUCAGAUCAAGCAAUGUGCUUCUGUUUGAGGACUUCAAGGCGAAAAUUGCGGACUUCAACCUCUUAAAUCAAGCUCCUGAUAUGGCAGCACGUCUCCAUUCGACUCGUGUAUUAGGGACAUUUGGAUAUCAUGCGCCAGAAUAUGCUAUGACUGGCCAGCUGACACAGAAGAGUGACGUCUACAGCUUUGGCGUGGUUCUUCUUGAACUUCUGACUGGAAGGAAACCGGUCGAUCACACAAUGCCUCGGGGGCAGCAAAGUUUAGUCACUUGGGCUACUCCAAGAUUGAGUGAAGAUAAGGUGAAGCAAUGCGUAGAUCCUCGGUUGAAGGGAGAAUAUCCUCCAAAGGGAGUUGCUAAGCUUGGUGCGGUGGCAGCUCUGUGCGUGCAGUAUGAAGCAGAGUUCAGGCCCAACAUGAGCAUCGUCGUCAAGGCGCUCUCUCCUCUGCUACAACAAAGAGCAGCAGCCCCGGCAGCCUCGGAGCUGGCCCCGGCACCCGGGGCUUAG
Molecule: messenger RNA, 1107 nt
Organism: Triticum turgidum subsp. durum (durum wheat)
Lineage: Eukaryota; Viridiplantae; Streptophyta; Magnoliopsida; Poales; Poaceae
Source: the annotation of a GenBank genome assembly